UGCAACCAGAUCCGGUGGCAGAGAUUUGGGAUAUGGAGUGUGAGCUGUGGAGCCGACCGGGACAUGUCUGAGUAGAAAGCUGCGUCAUUUUCCAACACGUACAGCUUUAAAUCUCCGUAUUGAAGAUGGGGCAGUGCGGCAUCACGUCCUCGAAGACGGUCCUGGUCUUUCUGAACCUGAUAUUCUGGGCCGCUGCCGGUAUCCUGUGCUACGUUGGAGCCUAUGUCUUCAUUACAUAUGAUGACUACGACCACUUCUUUGAAGAUGUGUAUACUCUUAUCCCAGCAGUGAUAAUCAUUGCAGUUGGAGCCCUCCUUUUCAUUAUUGGGCUCAUUGGAUGCUGUGCUACAGUGAGAGAGAGCUACUGUGGACUUACGACGUUUGUGAUCAUUCUCCUGCUGGUUUUCCUGACCGAAGUGGCCGUUGUGGUUCUCGGAUACAUUUACAGAGCAAAGGUUGAAAAUGAAGUUAAUAGUUCUAUCAAGAAAGUGUAUGAUGAGUACAACGGCACCAACAGCAACGCCCAGAGCCGUGCCAUCGACUACGUUCAGAGACAGCUUCAGUGUUGUGGGAUCCAUAAUUACUCAGACUGGCAGUAUACACACUGGUAUGAAGAAUCCAAAAAUAACAGCGUACCCAUCAGCUGCUGCAAAACUAACACUGGAAGCUGCACAGGGUCCCUAACUCAUCCUGAAGAUCUCUACCAAGAAGGCUGUGAGGCUCUGGUUGUGAAGAAAUUGAAGGAAAUCAUGAUGUACGUCAUCUGGACAGCUCUGACUUUUGCUGCCAUCCAGAUGCUGGGGAUGCUGUGUGCAUGUGUGGUGUUGUGCCGCAGAAGCAGAGAUCCUGCGUACGAGCUUCUUAUAACAGGGGGCACCUAUGCAUAAAGGAAAACACUUUUCUUUCCAUAACACACACUUUCAGGAUUUACAUGUGUCACUGAGGAGAGCAUGAAAAUAAUCUAAAAAAAACCACACUAACCUUACCACGCUAACUACACUAAAGGUAUAUAUCUUACCCAGUUUUCAAAAAAGAAAAAAAAAAAGCUUAUGACCAAAUUCUUUAAUGGUCAAUGAGAAUGUAGAAGUCAUCCUGUUGCUCUGAGGAUUUCAUGAGGGUGUUAGACCUCAUUCUUACCAAACUUAAACUCUGUAAUUCAUGUAUGGAGUAAAAUGUGGAUAGGGUCAUUUCCUCUUGUUAGUUUGCACUAUGUGUAUGGCUUUCAAAUAUUUUCUAUUUAAAUUUGUCAUGUACUUGAAUGAAAGAGUGUAAAAUUUCACCCUGUACCUCCACUACUAUUACUACUGCUACUACCUAUACUACUACUACUGCUACUACUGCUAUUACAGAUCAGUUUUGUUUAAAACCUCAAUUUUUACCAGCAGUAUUCUGUCAAGAAAUAGACACCACAGCCCAAGUCGGUGGCAUGGCAGGUUUUUGUGCGUGAAUCAUGAAACUUGAUGGGCUUUGGCUUCGCUGAUCCUUCUUUUAAGAAUAAAACCUUGUAAUCCCCUUUAGUAUGUGGGCUAUUUCAUGUAGGAAUAUUGGACACAAGAUAGACUUUGUCCUGUAGCUGUUUUGUUUGUCUUUGUCUCAGUCUACUGAUGGCAUUUUUAGAAUUUGAUUUGCUGAUUAUCUAGGAACAUAAAGACUCAAGAAUGUAAAUAAAAUGUGAGGUGAAAGUUUGAA
This is a messenger RNA of Seriola dumerili (greater amberjack), 1689 nucleotides long. It is a transcript of the gene tspan3a, whose product is annotated as tetraspanin 3. Bases 126 to 887 code for a protein of 253 amino acids. The record is from RefSeq and is a predicted model, not a curated record. Lineage: Eukaryota; Metazoa; Chordata; Actinopteri; Carangiformes; Carangidae. Gene Ontology annotation, biological process: regulation of vascular endothelial growth factor signaling pathway; protein localization to plasma membrane; protein maturation. Gene Ontology annotation, cellular component: membrane. The transcript is spliced from 7 exons.